AUGGGAGAUUGUGCGAGCAGACCAAAAGAAGAAGAAGUAAACUCGCAUAUAAAAUACAAAGAUAAUAAGAACGACAAAUAUUUUAUACCGCUUGUUGAUAUGCCUUAUCUUAAGGAUAUUAAUAAUAACCCUAUCACAACGGCAGAUGAGCAGGAUCAGAUAACUCAAUACGUAAAACUAUUAGAAAUAGACAUCAAGAAAACAGAAGCUAAGAUAAAAGAACUAAGAUCAGAUCCUCCUAAAAACUCUGGCUCACGUAUUGUGAUCGAAAUACAGAAAGGAAAAGAUAUAAUCCCAGAUAUAUUAUGUUUCCAAGAUGCAAAAGUAUAUGUGAUUGUUGAAAUUCAGCCUCUUAAAACUAAGUUUCAGACGAAAGUCAGCAAAAAAUUUAUCCCAAGUUGGUUUGAAGUGUUUAAAGCAAAUCUUCCUUUAAGUCAAGCUCAAAAAAUUAUAUUUACUGUUAUGCUUGAUGUUAAGCUAGGAUCUCCUAUUGAAUUCGGAAAAGUUGAGAUUGAUUUUAAAGAUUUACAAAACCAAGAUACCUUGGUAGGAUGGUAUGAUAUUAAAAGCAAUCAAAAAAGAGAAGGAAAUCCUUCACUGCUUAUUAGAGCACAAUAUAUUUACGAUGAUUAUGUUUUUCAACAGAAUAAUUUAAAGAGGUGCGAGGAGUUUGUUCCAAAGGCAAGAAAUGCAUUGAAUAUAUGCAGAUAUAAAUUGGAAAAAGUUGAAGAAAUUAUUGGGCCAGAAGGAAGAGGGGAUGUUUAUGAAAAUCAAUAUUAA
Blepharisma stoltei is the source of this 780-nucleotide messenger RNA. Lineage: Eukaryota; Ciliophora; Heterotrichea; Heterotrichida; Blepharismidae. The record is from the annotation of a GenBank genome assembly.